AUGUCUGUUUUCUUUGAUUCUCCUCUAAAUGAGGAUCUUGUGGCGGUGGGCGACGCAGAGUCUGUGUUGGAAAGCAUUGGUGUUACCAACGGCAUACCAGCAAAUGAGUCACAAGACUACCACCAGUUACUGGCUGCUGUCCAUGACGUUGCGGAGCACAUACUUCAACUACCCGACUACACAGCACGGACAGAUACUGAGAAGUAUCCACGAGAGCAUAUACAUCGACCGUCAGCAGAUGAGCAAGACUUUGGUAAUGCAUGGGCCCACAAGUUCCUCAUACGUGGCAAUCCGCAAGGAAGUCUGUUAAGAGGAAAGACGCUAUGUCUCAAAGAUAAUGUCGCGGUAGCUGGAGUUCCACAGUUCUUCGGGACAGAUGCUAUUCCUGCAUGGACACCCGAUGACGAUGCUACCGUAGUCAGACGAGCACUAGAUGCUGGUGCUGAUGUCGUGGGAACGACCAUAUGCGAGAACUUCUGCAACUCUACCUCAUCCUUUACUUCGGCACAAGGUACCGUUCACAAUCCAUAUGCAAAAGGUUACUCCGCCGGCGGUAGUACAUCUGGUGGUUCCGCAGUAGUCGGCGGCGGUCUUGUGGACAUCGCAAUCGGUGCCGAUCAAGGUGGAAGUAUUCGCGUCCCGUCGUCUUUCUGUGGCUGUGUUGGACUAAAGCCAACUCAUGGUCUAGUUCCUUAUACUGGCAUAUCUAGCGGUGACGCUAUCAAUGAUCACGCUGGGCCCAUAGCAAGGUCAGUUGGCGACGUAGCAUUGUGCUUGGAUGCAAUCAGCGGAAAAGACGACUACGAUGAUCGUACACUUGGUGCACCGACACACGGUUCUACACAGUAUGCAAAGAGUCUUCAGAAUUCGGUUGCGGGUUUGAAGAUUGGCGUUCUCAAAGAAGGCUUUGAGCACCGACUCGUCAACCAAGAAGUCAGAUCAACUGUGACGAAGGCCGUUCAGUCUUUUGAACGUCUCGGUGCUACCGUUGAAGAGGUGUCGCUACCUCUCCAUCUAGAAGGGCCGGCUAUUUGGACCAUCCAACAGCGAAUCGCAGGUACUCUCAACAUGUUGGGCUAUGCGCACGGUCGGAGAGGCCUCUUCUCAACAGCCUACGAGGCAGCACGGCAACCAUGGACGAACGAAACAUUCCAGAAGCUGUUCCCAUCGACGAAAAACACCAUCAUUAAUGGCCUCUCGCUCAUGCAAAACUACCCGGGUCUUUAUGCGAAGACUAUGAACCUCGCCCAACAGCUCCGAGACUCUUAUGAAAAGCUUUUUGAGGAAUACGAUCUUAUCAUUAUGCCAACGACACCUUUUGUAGCUCCGCCGAACAUAGAUUGGAAGCGCGGGGAGGACGCACCAAUGGAUGCGCUAAAGCCAAGUAUGGGCAUUACCAUCAACACCGCUAUCUUUGACGUAACAGGCCAUCCUGCUAUGUCGCUUCCCGUUGGAUUUUCUCCUUCGAGUGUCGAUCCUGAAAUCAGAUUGCCGGUUGGCAUGCAGCUAGUUAGUGGCCUAUGGCAGGAGCAAAAAAUACUAAAUGCGGCUUUUGCGUGGGAGUCGGCGAACGAUUGGAAAAAGAUUGGCAUUCCGAAAGAUCAAGAGCUAAGGCUUGCCACGAAGCUAUGA
Alternaria atra is the source of this 1632-nucleotide messenger RNA. RefSeq lists its product as uncharacterized. NCBI's taxonomy places the organism in Eukaryota, Fungi, Ascomycota, Dothideomycetes, Pleosporales, Pleosporaceae. The coding region runs from base 1 to 1632 and encodes 543 amino acids. Gene Ontology annotation, molecular function: catalytic activity. The transcript has 3 exons. The record is from RefSeq and is a predicted model, not a curated record.